Molecule: messenger RNA, 2818 nt
Organism: Thunnus maccoyii (southern bluefin tuna)
Lineage: Eukaryota; Metazoa; Chordata; Actinopteri; Scombriformes; Scombridae
Gene: wnt7ba
Product: wingless-type MMTV integration site family, member 7Ba
Exons: 4
Coding region: 305-1366 (353 amino acids)
Biological process (GO): cell fate commitment; multicellular organism development; canonical Wnt signaling pathway
Cellular component (GO): extracellular region
Molecular function (GO): cytokine activity; frizzled binding
Source: RefSeq, a predicted model, not a curated record
GUCUCUCUCUCUCGCUCUCUUUCCCACCCAGUCCUCUAUCAGCCCAGGUGGCAGAGCGCACUUCGGCCGAGGGAUGCAGCGUCUCAUCUCCAGCACAUGGACAGCGGAGCUUGGAGCUGCCGCAGCGCGCCACGGCUCCACUAGCUGAAGACGCCACCUCUCAGCGGCGGGAAUAAGAGACGACACACCUGCGUUCAACUCCUGGACCUCAGACUAAAGGAUUGGUUCAUACAUCCUCCUCUUUUUUCUUCUUUUUUUUUUUUCAAACCGCGAGAGCAGAACAAGUUGUGUUCAAUGCGCAACCAUGCUCAUCAUCCCGUCUCGCAGUGCGCUGCUCUCCGUCUAUUACCCACAGAUCUUCCUCAUCCUCACCAGCGGUAGCUACCUUGCGCUGUCCUCCGUGGUAGCUCUGGGCGCUAACAUCAUCUGCAACAAGAUACCAGGAUUGGCCCCCCGUCAGAGAGCCCUCUGUCAGAGCCGCCCCGAUGCCAUCAUUGUCAUUGGUGAAGGCGCCCAGCUGGGCAUCAAUGAGUGUCAGUACCAGUUCCGCUACGGCCGGUGGAACUGCUCAGCCCUGGGAGAGAGGACAGUCUUUGGACAAGAGCUGAGAGUAGGCAGCAGGGAGGCAGCCUUCACUUAUGCCAUCACUGCAGCUGGAGUUGCCCACGCAGUGACCACAGCUUGUAGCCAAGGCAACUUGAGCCAGUGUGGCUGUGACCGAGAGAAGCAAGGCUACCACGACCAAGAGGAGGGCUGGAAGUGGGGAGGCUGCUCUGCGGAUGUAAAGUACGGCGUGGAGUUCUCGCGGCGCUUUGUGGACGCCCGUGAGAUCAGGAAAAACGCGCGCCGGCUGAUGAACCUGCACAACAAUGAGGCAGGGCGAAAGAUCCUAGAAGAGAGGAUGAAGCUGGAGUGCAAGUGUCACGGUGUGUCUGGUUCCUGCACCACAAAGACCUGCUGGAUCACGCUGCCAAAAUUCAGAGAGAUUGGUUACCUGCUAAAGGAGCGUUACAGUGAUGCAGUUCAAGUAGAGCCAGUCCGGGCCUCACGGCUCCGCCAGCCCUCCUUCCUACGUCUCAAAGAGGCUCGGGGCUACCAGAAGCCCACUGACACAGACCUGGUGUACCUGGAGCGCUCGCCCAACUACUGUGAAGAGGACACAGCCACAGGCAGCACAGGGACACGGGGCAGACUGUGCAACGGUACCUCUACCCACACAGACGGCUGUAAUGUGAUGUGCUGUGGCCGGGGUUUCGACACGCACCACUACACACGGGUCUGGCAGUGCAACUGCAAGUUCCACUGGUGCUGUUUUGUCAAGUGCAACACAUGCAGUGAGAAAUCAGAAGUUUUCACUUGCAAGUAGGGGAUGAGGAGGUGGAACACUGGGGGAGGCUUUGUAAAACGGAUAUGGGUCGAAGGUAAGGGGAUAUGACAAAGUGGAAUUUGAAGUGAAGGACUUGGAAGUAUUUAUUCAACAUUUUGCACAUUUUGACAUCCUAUUUGGAAUUCUUUACAGAGAGGAGAGACAGACACGAAAUGGGAUAUGGUUUGUAAAGUAUUGGGAAGAAGAGACAUGAACAUUUCAGUAAUAUAUUUUCUUGCGUGCUGGUACAAAACAUGUGACAUGGUGCAAACAUGUUGCAAAGGACAUGACGUUUGUUUUUUUUUGUCUCCAGCAAAGCAACAUUUGGAAGACAAUUACCUGCGCAUCUUACAAAGAUGUAGCUUACAGUCUUCAAAAGAUGUCACGCACAAGAGGAAAAUAAAACUAUUGGUGGAUCUUGUUGGACUUUUGUAACAUCCUAACUGGAAAUGCUACAAGAGCAAAGUGCUUUCAACUGCCGUGAAAGAAGGAGAGUCGAGCUUCAGUGGCUCCCGCUGAGGGUUGAAAGAUGGCAGUGGAAUACGUUUAACUGUACACUCACACUGUAUUCUGUUUGAACACUGAAAAUAAAACAAAAUUAUUUAUGUAAAAAUAUAUUGCAAACCUAUAUAGGAUGGAUAGCAAGUUCAAUUGCUCUUUAACAUGUUUCUUCUCCUUUGUGAUCUACUGAUACAAGCUGGGAGUAACCAACUUUUAUUCAAGUGGAAUCACAUUUACAGCCACUGAACAGAAUAUUCAGCUAAAUCCUCUGUUAUUUUAAUUUUUAUCCAUUAUCAGUCGUCAGUGGCAUAUUAAGCUAUAGAUUAGUUCUUUUGCACUCACAUAGUCACACUUCUUCUUUUUCAUGGAACAUCAACAUCACAGAGUUUGGGGGGUUGUGUUGUCGAGUGCCGUGCUGACAUCUCUCUCAUGGACAUAUUCCCCCCCCCCCCUUGGGCCCACACCCUUUGUUACGCCAAGAGCCAAAGAGGCAGAAAAUACUCACAUACUAUUUUAAGCAUCCAAACUUGUCAGUUUGAACGGCACUUUCCAUCCCGACCGUGUUCAUUGUUUUGUUUUGUUUUUGGAGGGCUCUUGACUUCUGAGAAAAGUAUGUAAGCCUCAUUGGAACUCCAUAGAGGUGCAAUCAGGUUCAGAUACAUCGAACAUUCCCAUGAACGGCAGAGACAUGGAAUUCCACAUGGUGGCCUCUGCUUACACAAGGUCUUCCAGCGCGGUUUAGGCCUGCCUGGGUGGAUGGCAUGUACCCUAACCACACAGAAGGGGGUAUGAGAGGAUCAAAGGCCUCAAAGCUAUUUUUGGACAGCACCCUUAAUGUAUUCAGAAAUGUUUAUUUAGGCUUUAUAUAACUUACAAAACAAUUUGAAGAGUAUAUUUUUAUAUGAGGAACGUGGCACUUUAUGUCAUUUAUAGAUGGAAAAGAAAGUCACU